AUGCAGCAGAAUUCCCAAACUGAAUAUACCUCGCUGUUUGAUGUGUACCAGAAUACUCAUUACAGUGCACUGAAAGCGCAACUAGAAGAGGUGCAGAGAGAGCUGGAUGGGAAGAAUGACAUUCUGGGCUGCAUGGAGAAGGCGAAGAACGACGCGGAAUGGAACCUCGGCGAACACAAACAAUGGCUCACGGAUGCUAACGAAAAGUACGCGCACAUCUCUGUUUUAUUGAGUAUUACCAAAGCAAAAGUUCAGAUUAAUAAAGAUCUUAAGGAGCUGAAUGGAAAGAAUGACCUCAUGGGUAAUUUGGAGAAGGCAAAGAAUGAUGCGGAAUGGAACCUCGGCGAGCACAGGCAGUGCUUGGCUGAUGCUAACGAAAGUGCACUGAAGGCUCAGCUUGAAAAAUUACAAGAGGAGCUGAAUGUCAAAAAUGACGUCGUAGGCGAUUUGGAGAAGGCGAAGAAUGACGCGGAGUGGAACUUGGAUGAACACAAGCAAUGGCUCGCGGAUGCUAAUCAGAGGUACUUGCAGUACAUAGAACUGUUGCACAGGCUGCAGCAAGUGCAGAUAACUAUUGAGGAAGAGAGUGGUUCCAGCGCACUGAAGGCACAACUAGAAGAGAUGCAGGAGGAGCUGAAUGGAAAGAAUGAUCUCAUGGGCAAUUUGGAGAAGGCGAAGAAUGAUGCAGAGUGGAGCCUCGGCGAGCACAGGCAGUGGUUGGCUGAUGCUAACGAAAGGUCAGAUCACUUGGAUGCGCUGUGCCAUGAGAAAGAACGCGCCAUCCAGGAUCUAGAAAACAGACUGCGCGAAGCGGAACAAAAUGCCUCCGAAAAAGCGAACGCAGAAGAUCUCAUUAUGUAA
This is a messenger RNA of Gongylonema pulchrum, 861 nucleotides long. The record is from the annotation of a GenBank genome assembly. Lineage: Eukaryota; Metazoa; Nematoda; Chromadorea; Rhabditida; Gongylonematidae.